ACAAUGGCGUUGCUUACCCCGCUCUGAAUAUCCUUCAUUGUAUGUCGUCGUUUGCUAUCGAGAGAAACGAAUCAAACCUCAAUCGCAUUUUAUAAUUCUUUCAGGCUUUAUCAUCCCUUCAUCGAUCAGAGGGCUUUUCUGCCCGACGAGAUCGCAAUACCAGCGACAAUGGGCAGCCAACUUGUACAAGCCCAGUGGAGCCUCAACGAGACCUCAGUCUCGGUUUAUAGUAUCGCGAGGGGUGUUCUCGAAGCUGCAACGAGCGACAAUGUCCAGCCCCUGGCAAUCAUGGCAUGCGAACAAUUUGGAAAUACACUGGCAAUCAGUCGCGAGACACGACUCAAAAUCGAGAGGACCGUAUUGCCCACACCAGAGCCAGUCACAAUUCAAUUCCUCAAGGCUAAAGUGGGCUUCAAGAAGCAUGAUUGUGCCGUCCAGCUUGGCAGCAAUCAGGCUGGCUUACGUUUUCUUGCUUUGGCCGCGGCUCUCAUAUCGAGCGUCAACAAGAUAUACUGUGCUGAUGCCUUGAUGCUCAUGCUCGAAGAAACAACAUCGGACAACCGGCUCCUGCCUACAAGAAGACAUUUAGCAGACUUAAUGUCUAGCUUAGAAGCUAGAUGCCGCUUAUCAGGCUUCUCAGAUGUCGUAUUUGGGUAUAACUCGAUUAUAAUAGGAGCCAGUCUCUCUAAAGGCUUUCUGACCUACAAAGAGGCACAUCACGUCCCAGACGCGAAAGGAUUGGCAGUUCUUGUUGAUGCCUGCCGUCGUCUGCAACGAGUGGGCGAGCAUGAAAUCAGCUCUAUUAACGUUAAAGCCCGAAGCUGUGCGGCGUGGAUUGCUGCAUUUUCCAAGUGGUCACUCGAGCUUCCGCCGUCAAUUGAAUUACUCGAUGGCACGCCUAUCGUCUCUCAACCAGGAUCCAAAUUCAUCAUUAUUGUGGAUCCUGGUCCAAAGAGCCAGGCAGGAUCUGAUAUAGAAGUGACCACGAAAUUCAAACUCCGCUCUCUCCAGGAUCUAGUAUUUCGAUGUGCAUCUUCAGGUGAAACCUCCUAUCGUAUUACGUUCCGGACUUACGGCCAGUCACUUCUAGACAGUUGCGGCCCUGAGCAAUGGGCCAAAGAUGCUGUCCUAGCAGCACUUCCACUCUCAAUCAAGCUCAUUUGCAAUCGGGCUAGGGAAUCUAGCCGGGCUUUCGACACACCCUCGGCUCAUUUCACCAUCACACAACCAAAUCCAUUCCCAAGCAUCAAGUCUAUAUUCAGAACAAUGACCCUCUUGUUUGAUCUACGCCCGGAAUUCCCAUUUGACUCUCUUGCUUCUACAACAUCUUUCAGGGACUUACCUGAAGUUAACUAUUAUCUUCGCACCGUCGAUCUCCUCCGUGUCUGGCCACACUUUUCGCUCAAGGAACACGACAUUGGACCAAUUUGGACCUUAGGGAGAGACUCCGACGAAUCCCUUACUGAUCUUUUACCACGGGUGAGGGCCUUCAUCUCGGUGCUCAGGUUUGUAUCUGCCUCUCUUCUCAUGUUGUCUUUGUUCGAUAGUGUUGAAGAUAUGCAAUUUAUUCCCCCAGACACCACAGCUUGGUUUCCAGAUCAGACUCAAUUAUUUGAUAUUGCAAAGCAUUCUCUCAUAAAUAUGUCUACUAGUAUUGGUCUUGGAUCUAUGUGGAGGGAUGUGCUUAAAAGUUCGAUUCUGCCAGAGAACGAUGCCACGAUAAAUUAUGAGGGCAUAGUCCUGAGCUCUACGCCAACUCACGUAGUUUGGCCCUCGUUGCUCGACGAAAUGGUUCCUACCAGAGAUGGCAUUUGUCGCAUAAGUUCCUGUCCUGGAAGGAUUAUGUAUGAGCGCGAGGAUUACGACAACGUUUAUAUAUUUAAUGACGAUCAUUAUAAAGGGGAGUGGCAGGGCAUGGCUCCGAGAGAACCAGAGGAGACUGACCGCUCUCCCGUACAAGGUCCCUGGGCCUCUAUGACAGUUCAAUGGGAGCUUUUUCGGUAUCAAGGCUGCUUGUAUGCCAGCCAAAGUCUUAUCCACCGUCGGAACCCUGAGAAAUAUGGCUGGUCUAAUACUAUCUUGGGUGCCAGACUGCCGUUGCUUAUUAACUGCGAUCACCCAAAAGACAGUCCACCUACCCCCAAGGCAGAAAACGGCCCGCGGGUUUAUGCUACUCCGAGCAGCAUUCGCCGCGAAGGGGGCAAGUUGAACAUCUUCCCAGUGAGCGGAGUCCCGGAACUUCAGUUGUUCGUACUAGGUAUGAAGGCCAGCAAGAAGUCCCCAGUGGCUAUACGGCAGAGAGCUUGUUUUGACUGCUGCAUCGAGGCAUGUAACAAGGCGGGCAUUCACACUUUGAUUAUAUGAUCACACGACAUAGAUUACUUGUCGGAGCGGGGUGUACCAAAGUCAUCACAAACUUGAAUGAACUUUCAAACGAAAUCUGUGAUUAUAAACUCACUGUUGACUAUAUCCUCAUCUCUUACCCCCACGCUACGUCACAUCACCACUGUAUGCCGCAAGAGAACAUAACACGACAAGGACAGAUAAGGUUGGAAUUAAAUCUAUUCACAAUGCAACUAAAUAAUCCAGUAGGUCCGCGAAGCCCCUUAAAUACCAGGUUCCUUCCCAGCCGUAGUAGCCCUGGAAGCUGAACCACCUACUAUAUAUACAACUAAUAAAUACGUUCCAACAUCUAGAAACCCCAAAUGAGUAUCUCACACCAGCAAGGCCCAUAGUGGCUGUACAAGAUAUACAGUAAGACUCUCACUGUGGCACAAGGUCUGAAGUCCGAGACUUCUCCGGCUAUACACAGCGUAUCUCUUUUGUGUUCCUCCGUCCCCACGACUGCCACGAUAGCCGGCGUAGCCCACCCUGUAGGGGCGUGAAUGGCUACUCGGAGGCUAUAUAUACGUACAUGCUAAAAUGGAAGGUAUAUGAGGGUUACAUUCAACUGAACUACUUGACUUGAGUGAGGUGGGAAGACCGUUUUAUAUACAUAAACAGUGCCUUCGUGACCCUUUGUGACCCUUGACCCGUACCGUAUACAU
Messenger RNA from Xylaria bambusicola, 3047 nucleotides. RefSeq lists its product as uncharacterized. The transcript has a single exon. NCBI's taxonomy places the organism in Eukaryota, Fungi, Ascomycota, Sordariomycetes, Xylariales, Xylariaceae. The coding region runs from base 169 to 2364 and encodes 731 amino acids. The record is from RefSeq and is a predicted model, not a curated record.